Liolophura sinensis is the source of this 2588-nucleotide messenger RNA. RefSeq names its product pikachurin-like. Gene Ontology annotation, molecular function: calcium ion binding. The transcript has 12 exons. The record is from RefSeq and is a predicted model, not a curated record. Lineage: Eukaryota; Metazoa; Mollusca; Polyplacophora; Chitonida; Chitonidae. The annotation marks the transcript as partial.
CAAACAUCAAAGUCCAGUUGCCACCAAAGGAGGUGUCGUGGGUUCACAUGCAGGAAUGGUGGCUACUGCUCUGUGGAUCCCAGUUCUGGACUACCUCGCUGUAACUGUCCUCUUGGAACCCGGGGGAAAAGGUGUGGAAAAGAUGUGGAGAUCCGUUAUCCUAAGUUUAAAGGAGACGGGUAUUUGACCUUUCCUGUUCUACGUAAUGCCUACAAGGGGUUCACUAUUACUAUCCAGUUUAAACCGGACGACACUGAUGGCCUCCUGCUGUUCUCAUCAGAGAAGGAGGAUGCAUCUGGGGACUUUUUCUCCAUUGCUUUGAUAAAUGGUCACAUCAAUUUCAGGUUUGACUGUGGCACAGGUAUGGCUGUCUUCAACAGUGUUAGCAAUGUCACCCUUGGAGAGUGGAAUUAUGUUUGGGCUCAGAGAGUGGAUAACCAUGGAUGGUUGAAAUUAAAUGAAGAGAUGCCAAUAGAAGGAGCAGGGCAGGGUAACUACACUCGCAUUACCCUAAGAGAGGACCUGUAUUUAGGGGGGUAUAAGGAGAUGCAGAAGGUGUCAGGCCGUGUGGGUACCCAUCAUCCAUUUACUGGCUGUGUUGAGGAAUUGUGGGUGAACAGCUACAAAUAUGACAUGAGACGUGCUGGAAAGGUUGGGGAUGCAAUUCAUGGUCUGAAUAUUGAUGAAUGCAGUAUUAACGUGUGUGGCGAGAUUCAGUGUGAAAAUGGAGGGCAGUGUAUGGCUAGGUCAGCUGACAAGCACGUCUGCCUCUGUCCCAUGGGGACAGCGGGUACACUCUGCCAAUCCAGGGUUGAUGUCCACAUUCCUUCCUUUGAUGGACACUCUUACAUUCAGUAUGAAGGGUUACACAGGACCACGUUGACCUACACUGAGAUAGAAAUCAUUCUAAAGCCGAAAUAUCUCAAUGGUCUCAUACUGUACAAUGGGUACACAACAGAUCGUAAGGGUGACUUCAUUGCUCUGUUGAUGCGAGAAGGCCAUGUGGAAUUCUCCUUUGACCUAGGAACAGGACCAGCUGUACUGCGGAGUCAUGAACCAGUGAGCUUGAACGAAUGGCAUGUUGUCAAAGUGUACCGAACCGGGAUGGAUGGAGUGCUUGAGGUGGAUGACCAGGAAAAGGUGGAAGCUCUGUCAAAAGGGGCUUACACACAACUUACUCUUCUUCUAGAGCUCUUUGUGGGUGGCCACAAAAAUUUUGACCAUUUGUCAAAACAUGUGAACAUUUCUGAUGGUUUUAGGGGUUGUAUACAAAAGGUUGUCAUUAACGGGAAACCAUUGAAGCUAACAGAAGAGGCUCAAGAUGGUGUGAACAUUGACAAUUGUCAGCAUCCAUGUGUUGGCCAACCUUGCAUGAAUGGAGGGCUGUGUGAGCCUAUCCAGGACCUCUACAGCUGCAACUGUCCCCUUGGCUACACCAAUACCAACUGUGAAGAAAUCGUGGGAAAACAGAUCACUGUGCCAAAGUUUCAAAGAUCAAGCUACCUCAAAUUUGUCAACCCUAAUAUCAUUAAGCGAGUGGCUGGUAAAAAGAUAGACAUACAGAUGCACAUUCAGACAUCAGACCAGAAUGGACUCUUGUUUUGGAGUGGACAGGAACCUGCCACACCCAGUAGUGACUUCCUUGCACUAGGUUUUAAUGAAGGCGUCUUACAGUUCCGAUUCAAUCUGGGCAGCGGUGAGGCAGUGAUACAACACAACACCAGUCAACUGACGGACGGAAAUGUUCAUGUCAUACAUGCUCGGAGGGUUGGACAAGAUGCUUACCUUAGCAUUGAUGGUACAGAAAUUUAUGAGGGGUCCUCACCUGGAAAGUACAAGUACUUGAACACAAACAGUGAACUUUAUAUAGGUGGCAUGCAAGAUGUUGCCCAUCGAACUCGUCGGCGAUUUACCACUGGAUUUACCGGAUGUAUUUACAAGCUUAUUUUGGCAACAGACUAUGAAGUCAAUCUGAUUGGUCAGACAGACAGUGGGAGUAAUGUAUCCCAGUGUGGUUGAAAUUUUGUCUGUUAAAAUCAUGUUUUCUGCUCGCAGUCUUGUCAUACGUAGGCAAAUCUACAUGCAUCUACAACUACUGCACAAAGGGGCAAUAACUCUGAAUAUCUCUUACAGCUGACAAUGUUUCUGUUUGAAAAAAGGCAAGCUGUAUCUUACAAGGGAAAUAACUCUGUUAUACGAGAACAACUCUGUCCUUUGAAUUUUCGUUAUUAAAUGCGUCAUCCCAUUUUUGAGUCACUGUCAAGAUUGUUACCAGAUUGUCUGUUGACAUUGUCACUGUUGAUACAACUAAACUUACAUGUACACAAGAACUUAUUAAGUCCAGCAUGCUGUUGUAAAGAUAUACAUAGACUAUUUUCUACACUGUUGGAAUUUUUACCCCUUGUUGUUUUUUCCCAAGAUCUCAACUUUGAUGAAGUCAUAUGCUGAUUAGUGGUUUAGAUUGCUGUGAAGACUGUACUUCUACUGCAUUGUUGCACUGGACACUAUGAUAAUCUCAUUAGAAUGUACAUAAAGAGAGAUACAGUUAGCUUCAGCUUUCAACCAAUUUAAUAUGGUCUUCAAUACAC